Molecule: messenger RNA, 489 nt
Organism: Mesocestoides corti
Lineage: Eukaryota; Metazoa; Platyhelminthes; Cestoda; Cyclophyllidea; Mesocestoididae
Source: the annotation of a GenBank genome assembly
AUGGCCGUAAGAAGGGUCGGCGUUGUCCUCGGACUCACGGACGAAGAGUGCAGGGAGGAAGAGGAGGAAUUUAAGAAGGCAGAGUGGAAGGUGUGGGCAGUUGUUGGCUUGUCGCCGUGGAUGUGGUCAAGGCUACUGCUCACCUUGACUGGCAACUCAUGUAGCAAUCCGCCGCUGCCUGGUCUCUCCUGGUCAUUUUUGUCAGGGGAACUUCAGUCAUGUGUCGUAAUUGAAGUAUACCUGUACAUGUCGGUGGUAGUUGCGUUUUCCGGCUCGCUCGUUCGAUGCUAUGGAAAGAACCUCUUCGAUGGAGACAAUUUACAGCCUUCUUUGGUCGUAGGAUUGUUCUCCUACUUGAUAGGUGCUCGAGUACUACAACGCCUUCAAUAUCUUCGGGAGUUGUUCCAGGGACAUUUUGUGGACUUGCCUGUCGUUCUCGAGGCAUGUGCCGUUCAGACCGACGUUCACGAUUUCGCUGGAACGCCUUAA